This is a messenger RNA of Trichomonas vaginalis G3, 444 nucleotides long. RefSeq lists its product as uncharacterized. The coding region runs from base 1 to 444 and encodes 147 amino acids. The record is from RefSeq and is a predicted model, not a curated record. Lineage: Eukaryota; Parabasalia; Trichomonadida; Trichomonadidae. The transcript has a single exon.
AUGGGACAGGAACAAGAUGGAUCAACAGCCAAGACGAAGCAGAAUAAAAAGAAAUCUAAAACGCAAAGCGAAAAUGAUAAAGAAAAAAUCGAAGAAAGAAUAACUCAAAAUGGUUCGAAAAUAGAAGUAGUAUCCUUAUACAUAGAUAGAUAUUUUAGCACACAUGUUACGUCAGCAAUUCUUCUUUCUUUUUCGAAAAUAAUUUCAGAACAGCUUAAUAUCAAAGUUGAUCGCCUGGCAAAGCGAAAUAGAUCGGCUUUGUUGUGUUGGUACGCAGAGCACUGGGACCAAAUUUUUCCAAUCCUAAAAGCAAGAGAUCUUGAUAGUGUUAUCAAUCCAGCUCCAAACUUUGCUGAAGGAACUCAAGCAUCAGAAAAUUUCAAAGUGAUAAGCAAUACGUGUUUUGAUCUGAAUAACAUUGAUACAUUACUUAACUUUCAUUAG